Bolinopsis microptera is the source of this 3068-nucleotide messenger RNA. Its product is annotated as chloride channel protein C-like. Lineage: Eukaryota; Metazoa; Ctenophora; Tentaculata; Lobata; Bolinopsidae. Gene Ontology annotation, molecular function: voltage-gated chloride channel activity. The record is from RefSeq and is a predicted model, not a curated record. The coding region runs from base 337 to 2685 and encodes 782 amino acids. Gene Ontology annotation, biological process: transmembrane transport; chloride transport. The transcript has 16 exons. Gene Ontology annotation, cellular component: membrane; intracellular membrane-bounded organelle.
GUUAUUGAUGUAAUUUACAGUCAACUCUAGCACAAAACCUUAAAAAUCAUAGAUUCCAUCAAAAUAUCCUAGGCUCUAGCAUUCCUAGAAUAAUUUGUCCCCCUAUAAAGCUCUUCCCAAAGUUGCCACCUGAAUUCCCUAUUUAAUUACCGCCUGUAUAUGAUGAUGAAAUCAUAGAAAUGUUGGCUGGUCACUUUAUGAAAAUUGACAUCGCAGGCUAUUCAUUAUUAGGACUAUGUUCAGCUGAGCUUAUUUUACAGUUGCAUUAAUUGAUACAAAUUUUAUAAUUAUAUCAACAAGAAUUUUACAAGAAUUAGCAGUCUCGUUAUUAUUGUGAUGGCAGAGAGUACAGGAUUCUUCCAAAGUGGCAGAGACUACGAAUCUCGAUAUGUUAACCAUCGCUAUCUAACAGAGGAGAAGAAAGUUUUGAGCCAAUAUGAAAGUGUUGAUUAUUUUAGCCCCCAUAGCCAAAUUUACAAGGAAUGGGUAGCAAAGCAGCCAGCAAGAUUUGAGUGGGAUAGAUGGGUUACAAUGGGGUGCAUCGGCUUUCUUGUGGGCUUGACUGCCUUCAUUAUGCACCAAGGUAUAGGUAUUAUAUCAGAGAACAUGCACGACCUGGCUAUGAGACAGAUAGAAAUAGGGGAUAUUAUGGGAGGUUGGGUUAUUCUGACAGGAAUUUCUGUUAUCCUUGUUCUUCUCAGCUCCUCUAUUGUCGUCCUCUGUUGCCCAGCUGCUGGGGGGUCAGGAUUACCAGAGUUGAUUGCGUAUCUAAACGGUACUAACGUACGGAGAAUAUUCUCACUUAAAACCUACAUUGUUAAAUUUAUUUCCUGUCUCCUUGCUGUUGGGUCGGGUAUGCCUGUGGGACCUGAGGGUCCUAUGAUUGCUUUAGGCGGUCUGAUAGGCGCAAGUGUUAGCCAGUUCAAGUCUAAAGUGUUAAAGAUAGAUAUCGCCCUGUUCAAGAGGCUCCGUAAUUCUGAAGACAGGAGAAACUUCCUCACGGCUGGUGCUGGAGCCGGGGUAAGUGCCGCGUUCGGAGCACCAGUAGGAGGGCUCCUUUUCGCUAUGGAGGAAGUGUCUAGUUUCUGGAGUGACAAGUUAGGCUGGCAGACAUUCUUUUGUUGUAUGGUUUCAGCGUUCACAGCCGACCUGUUCAACUCGGCGUUCGAUAAGUUUGAGUACACGGGCAACUUUGGAUUGUUCCAGAAGGACAACUACAUAAUCUUCCAUGUUGAGAACUACAUUCCAUUAAACCUCCUUGUUUUUAUACCCGCUAUUCUGUUGGGCGGCAUUGGGGGUGUUUUAGGAGCAAUGUUCACCUUUCUUAACCUCAAAAUCGUACGAGUGAGGAAGAUAGUCCAAGACAAGUGUGCUUCAAACCGACACCUCCUUUCCUUUGUAAAGAUGUUUGAACCUAUCCUGAUAAUGGCGAUAGUGUCCACUCUGAAGGUUCUAGUUAGCGACCUCUUCCCAUGCCACCUACCUCAGUGUUUAUUCAACGGGACUAGUCCAGAGUGUCUGGGACACGGGGGAGGUGAACUGUUUCACACGGAACUGACAGUAGAGACGUUCACUUGUAAACACGAGGACACGGUUACUGUCAAUGGGACAGAGUAUUUUAAUGGGACUUACAACGCAUUUGCUACCAUCUUCUUUUCCUCUGGAGAAGAAGCGAUACACCACCUGUUCUCGCGGCAGACUCACAACGAGAUACCGCCUCUCCCUCUAGCAAUAGCGCUCCUUCUUUACUUUCCUCUAGCUUGCUGGACUGCUGGAACCAGCAUUGCUUCCGGGCUAGUUGUGCCAAUGUUGUUGAUUGGAGGAUUAUUUGGACGACUGGUAGGCUGUCUGGCAAUUCUGAUAUUCGGAGUAAAAACAACUCCCUUCUGGGCAUGGCUCGACCCUGGAGCCUUCGCUCUUAUCGGGGCUGCUUCCUUCUUUGGUGGAGUGUCCCGACUAACCAUGUCACUGGCUGUUAUUCUGAUGGAGAUGACGAAUGAUAUCCAGUUUCUCCUGCCGAUCAUGGUAACGAUAAUGGUCAGCAAGUGGGUGGGUGACCUCCUGACUCACUCAUUCUACCACGCUUUGCUAGAGGUGAAAUGCAUCCCAUUCCUAGAUAGUGAACCCUUCAUCACACACAAUGGAUCGCCUGUAUCACUCGAAUUGUUCAAGGCUGGAGAUGCCAUGUCGAGUCCUGUCGUGUGUGUGAAGAAAGACGAAAGUGUGUCCGAGUUAGCGGAGAAGAUGCUGGAGUAUGAGCAUUGUGGGUUUCCAGUUGUAAACGAUCAGAACCAAUUGAUAGGUUCCGUUACCAGGAGGAUAUUGGCGGUUGUUUUGGAGUUCCACUUUGAUCAGGACAGGGAAAAUGUGACUUAUGACGAGUUUCUACAACACGACCCGAGUUUCAGACAGAAGACAAUAUUUGAUAAACUUGUGACCGACUCUGGGGACAAAAGAAUAAACCUAGACUCUUACAUGAACCAGUCAGCUGUCAGCGUCCCCUUAUCUUUCUCUCUACACAGAACGUACGUGUUGUUCCGCACACUAGGGUUACGACACCUCAUAGUUACUGAUGACAGUAACACCGUAGUGGGGAUGCUGUCUCGGAAGGAUCUCAUGGGACACACUUUAGAGGACCGACUGUCGCCCAUCAUAUCAGAAGUCAUUGAAAGAAAAGCAGCUUGAUAUAAAUUUAAUUUUGUGAACUAAAAAAUUGUUAAAUGAUGACUCAAGUUAAUUAUUAUUUUGAUAAAUCGUACGAUGGUCGAUGAAACAUAACUUGCAAAAGCUUUCAUUACUUUCGCUCAAAUGUGAAAUGACGUCGUGUUAGGAAACACAGUAUAUUUAAAGUUAAACAAUAUUCAUGGAUACAGUUUAGCUAAUUUAAAGUUUGACAGGUCUGUCUCAAUGAAAUCCUCACUCUUUAUAUUUCCAUUAAAAAAGUCUGAGCAUGAAAUAAUGGCAAACAUUUUAAUGGAGAGGAAUUUGUCACAUUUCACAGUUUCGAUUGAUUUGUGAUGUAAUGGCGAUCCAUUGGCCCCACCAAUUCUUUAUUCUUUAACAAUCAU